Orycteropus afer afer is the source of this 480-nucleotide messenger RNA. RefSeq names its product transmembrane protein 92 (gene TMEM92). NCBI's taxonomy places the organism in Eukaryota, Metazoa, Chordata, Mammalia, Tubulidentata, Orycteropodidae. The transcript has 5 exons. The coding region runs from base 1 to 480 and encodes 159 amino acids. The record is from RefSeq and is a predicted model, not a curated record. Gene Ontology annotation, cellular component: nucleoplasm.
AUGUCGGAACUCGGGGUCCCAUUCCUCCCACCCGUCUUGCUGCUCAAUCUCCUGGCCGGCUUCCAACAGGCUGCAGCCAAAUGUGGUUUCUUCUUCACCUGCCCUGAAGGAUUCAAAUGCUGCGGUGAUAGCUGUUGCCAAGAAUAUGAAAUUUUCUCCAAUCCCUUGAGGAUCUUCAGCAUCAUCUUCCUGGUGUUCCUGCUCUUCUUGUUCAUCUGUGGCCUGGCCAAGCACUUCUGUGGACACUGCAGAAAGUUAGAACGGGGCCCUCCGGCGGAGCACCAGGGGCCCCCACCACUGCCCUCCAGCGUCGCCCCAGAGCGGGCCAGGGCAUUCACCUCUGAGCCUCCGCCCUCCUACAAUGAGAUUAUUCGGAUGCCUGCUGUAGACCUGCCCCCCACGGAGCCACCCCCUCCCUACAGCUUCAGGCCUGAAGAACAUCCUGGGGUCCGGAGAGGCAUUGACAACCCAGCCUUCUGA